GCUGAUGCUGAGAGAAGCUCCAGACCCCAGUCACCCAGCGACACAUUGGCCACAGGUCCUCGCUCGCCGUGUCGGGUGGGCGCGAUCUCCAGUUCCCUGUGCUCCAAGACUCUUGGCCACCCCACCCCCAAAAAGUGAUAAAAAUGACUCUCGCAGCUUACAAGGAGAAGAUGAAAGAGCUCCCCCUGGUGUCUCUCUUCUGUUCCUGUUUCCUCGCCGACCCGCUCAGCAAGGCCGCCUACAAACAGGAAGCGGACACCGUGGAUCUCGCCUGGUGCGUCAUCCCGGACAUGGAGGUCAUCGAGCUGAACAAAAGAGCGUCGGGCGAGUCCUUCGAGGUCAUCCUGAAGCCCCCCUCCGCCGACGGGGUCCCUGAGUUCUACGCCUCCGUGCCCCGGCGCCGCGACCCCUCCCUCGAGGAGAUCCAGAAGAAGCUGGAGGCCGCCGAGGAGCGGAGAAAGGGCCAGGAGGCCGAGCUACUGAAGCAGCUGGCCGGGAAGCGGGAGCACGAGCGGGAAGUGUUGCAGAAGGCCAUCGAAGACAACAACAACUUCAUCCGCGCGGCCCAGCAGCGCCUGGCGCACAGGAUGGAGACCAACAAGGAGAACCGCGAGGCCCACCUGGCCGCCAUGCUGGAGCGGCUGCAGGAGAAGGACAAGCGCGCGGAGGAGGUGCGGAAAAACAAGGAGCUGAAGGAAGAGGCGUCCAGAUAAGAGCCCCGGACGCGGCCGGAAGCUUUGGACGGUCCGGCAGUCCCGGCCGGGCCGGCGGCGGCGGCGGCGGCGGCAGUGAGGGAGGCGUCGUCGGCGGCUGCCCCAGCCAGGCCGGGGACCGGAGGGGCCGGGCCGAGCCGGGCCAGCGCUGUCUCUGUUGUGCUGUGAAGGAGCCAUCAUGGUGCAGUGUUCAGUGUGCAGUGAGGGGGGUGGGGGUGGGGG
Messenger RNA from Ornithorhynchus anatinus (platypus), 935 nucleotides. It is a transcript of the gene STMN4, whose product is annotated as stathmin 4. Gene Ontology annotation, cellular component: neuron projection; cytoplasm. Lineage: Eukaryota; Metazoa; Chordata; Mammalia; Monotremata; Ornithorhynchidae. The coding region runs from base 144 to 713 and encodes 189 amino acids. The transcript is spliced from 6 exons. Gene Ontology annotation, molecular function: tubulin binding. The record is from RefSeq and is a predicted model, not a curated record. Gene Ontology annotation, biological process: regulation of microtubule polymerization or depolymerization; neuron projection development; microtubule depolymerization.